GACCGAUGCGGAGAAAACACUGAAUAAAAUGGUCCACCGACUUCGCGCUCACCCAUCCGUCUAAAAAAGCAUAAUAAGAAGUUAAACUAGAACCACGCCAGGGCAAUGGCGUCUCCACAAAGCUUGUUCUGUAUCUCUCUGGAGGUCAUCUGCUUUUUCGGACUCAUCAUACUUUCCGCUGUGCUGAACGAAUUCAUUUACCUGCGCGUUGGGGGACUUCAGCCGUUCAAACGGGGCUUUUUUUGCAAUGAUAUGUCGAUACAGAAGCCUCUCCUGAAGGAUUCAGUUCCGUUUGAGGCAGUGAUUGGUAUCGGAGUUACUUUCACUCUGUUUAUGAUAGUGAGUCUUGAAUGCGGUAAUCAGUUAACUAAACCUCGACGGGAAGGAAAUGCUGAGGACGAGGAGUGGGAUGACAAGAAACUCGGCUCUGUUGUUAUCCCCUCUUGGAUUAUCAGGAUGCUGCACCGAAUGGCCGUGUUUCUGUACGGGAUCCCUCUGCUCUUCCUGAUAUUCAAUGUGGUUUCCGUGAUGACUGGUCGACUGACGCCUAAUUUCCUGGCUGUGUGCAAACCCAAUACCACGCUGUUCGACUGCAACGAGGGUUACAUCACGAAAGACGUGUGUACUGGGGACGCCCUGGAUGUCAAGAGGGCCAGGCUUUCAUUCCCGUCCGUCAACACUCUCGUCGCCAUGUACUGCAUGGUGUUCGUAGCGCUGAGCCUGCAAGCGGCUGAAUGUCUGUCCAGGACCAAGCUCCUCCGAACCGCCCUCCAGGUAGCAGCCAUCCUGGGAGCGCUCGCUGUGGGAAUGAGUCGAGUCAAAGACUACUCACAUCACUGGUCGGACGUCGCUGCUGGUGUCAUCCUCGGGUCAGCGGCUGCAUGGUUACUGGCGACCAAAGUUUGUGGACUUUUCGACGUAUCCAAGCACUCCCUGAAGCCAUACAGCCUGCUGCGACUUGACAACGAUGCCGACGAAGAACGAGAGGGUCUAACCAGGAAAUCAAUGCGCUGACAACCUCAAUGGCAAGAGCUAUACCACUAGCGAUGGGGGCAUUGGGAUCCUUAUAGAUCUAGCAGAACCUUGGGUCUUAUUAAGAAAUAGUUUUAACAAAAUAGUCAAUGAGAACAAAGAAUAUAGCGUUCAUAAAAGGGUAAAGAGAGGUUCGUAAUA
This is a messenger RNA of Nematostella vectensis (starlet sea anemone), 1173 nucleotides long. Its product is annotated as phospholipid phosphatase 1. Gene Ontology annotation, molecular function: phosphatidate phosphatase activity. NCBI's taxonomy places the organism in Eukaryota, Metazoa, Cnidaria, Anthozoa, Actiniaria, Edwardsiidae. The transcript has 6 exons. The coding region runs from base 106 to 1014 and encodes 302 amino acids. The record is from RefSeq and is a predicted model, not a curated record. Gene Ontology annotation, biological process: phospholipid dephosphorylation; phospholipid metabolic process; signal transduction.